This is a messenger RNA of Prorocentrum cordatum, 591 nucleotides long. The record is from the annotation of a GenBank genome assembly. NCBI's taxonomy places the organism in Eukaryota, Dinophyceae, Prorocentrales, Prorocentraceae.
AUGUUGGACGUGGGUAGCCGCGCCUGCGCUGAGCGCCCUAGGCCCGACGGGGCGGCGCGGGGGCGCGCCGAGUUUUUGUCGAACCCCGACGGCUCGUCGGAAGCCGAGCGGCCGCCGGGCCAGCGCCCAGUGCACCUCCGGCGAGCCGCAGGGCGGCGUGGCAGCAGCGGGGGCGCGCAGCUCCCGUGCCGGGGCAGCGCAGGCGUCCUGCGUCUGCGGGACCCGCCUGCCGAGCACGCGGGUGCGGAGUGCCCAUCGGGGACAGCGCUGAAUUGGGAGCCAUGCGCAGCCGACCCGGGUGCGCGCGGCAGGGCUAGGCAGGGGUACACGUCGUCUCUCGAGAAUGGAUCGAGCCCCCGGACGUCUGGGGGGCAGGUGCUGUCCGUCCUGGAGGCCGAGCCCGGGAACGCCGUGGACGUCUUUCUGUACGCGCCCGCCCCCAACGCGGCAGGAGUCGCGCGCGUCGCGCCGCUCUUCGGGUCGCAGUCGGCGGUGCGCGCGGCGCGGUUCGACGACGAGGGCCACGUGCUGGAGGCGCUGGCGCGGAUCGGCAAGGCGCUCGGAGGCCACUGGGGUGCCACAGCGGGCUGA